AUGAGGGCCACCGCGGUUAUUUACGUUCUCGUCGCCUGGGCGGUUCGCUGCGCCUUAACACAGGAGCUGGAAGACAUCCCGUACUGCUCCCGGAUUUGCUUCACAGUUGGAAACUCUGAGUGGUGCAGCCUCGGAAAGACAUCCAACUGCGUUUGCAGACAAAGCAUCGCCAGCUACUACCGCGGAAAGUUCAAGAGCUGUAUAGAGAAGGCCUAUGCCGCCUUUGCAGCGUACUGCGUCGCAAAUGACUGGAUAGAUGCCGCCUCAACAGCAUUGGGCGAAGCAACGACGGUCACCAUCGGACCAAUCGUCAUAGCCACACUGGCGACUACAGUAACAACAGGCUCUGGUGGCUCUACGGCGACUAUCACAUCGGACAUCACUGCAACAAUAGGAGAAACUGGGCCAUUUACGACAGGAUCAGCGACAACUGCGAACCCCUCUACUGAACCGACGGCAGAAACGGCACCCACGACCGACGAGAGCGACAGCAACAAUGACUCUUCUAAUGCAUUGUCAGUAGGUGCAAAGGCAGGUGUCGGAAUUGGAGCUGCGCUUGCGGUGGCUUUGGUGGCUGUUAUUCUGUUUAUCUGGAAACGGAAACGGACGGCUGCGUCAACCGAAAAAGACGAGGAAUCGUCAGUCCCAGAGCUCGAUAAUGGCGACAUCUCUAACAGACAUGAACUGGACUCGAGCACGAUGACUACUGGGCUGGACAAAACGCACUCAACGGCAUUCUCAAAUCAUCAAGGCAUGGCUGAGCUGGACGCAACCACUGCGUUGAUCAAAGGACAGACGAGGCUUGUUGAAGGCGAGGUCACGCCUCCAGUGGAACAAGGCGCAGUUUCGCCGGAGGCUGGAUCCAUGAUCUCGCAUCCUACACCGUCACUGCCCCCAGCAACGAAUAUAGCACAGCCUAUGAUCGGAGAUUAUAUCAAUUCCAACUCGUCGGAACCGUCACUUCCGAGCACGGCGGAGUUGGAGCACCUGCUUCACGAGGAGCAGCUCUUGAGGGAGAGAAGGCGGACGUUAGAGCAGCUGCAACGGAUACAAGAGGAUGAACUUGCUUUAGGAGAGCGUAUAAGGUUGUUGAGACAGAGGCAUAGUGGCCAAUCGUCAGAGGGUGGGGGAUAA
Molecule: messenger RNA, 1134 nt
Organism: Colletotrichum siamense
Lineage: Eukaryota; Fungi; Ascomycota; Sordariomycetes; Glomerellales; Glomerellaceae
Exons: 2
Coding region: 1-1134 (377 amino acids)
Source: RefSeq, a predicted model, not a curated record